This is a messenger RNA of Cydia splendana, 1081 nucleotides long. Its product is annotated as acyl-CoA Delta-9 desaturase-like. Gene Ontology annotation, biological process: unsaturated fatty acid biosynthetic process. Bases 14 to 1081 code for a protein of 355 amino acids. Gene Ontology annotation, cellular component: endoplasmic reticulum membrane. The record is from RefSeq and is a predicted model, not a curated record. NCBI's taxonomy places the organism in Eukaryota, Metazoa, Arthropoda, Insecta, Lepidoptera, Tortricidae. The transcript has 4 exons. Gene Ontology annotation, molecular function: iron ion binding; stearoyl-CoA 9-desaturase activity.
ACGACCUGAAAGAAUGGCUCCUCAAGAGUCUGACGCGAAUGCUGUGCUGUUCGAGCAUGACGUGGAGACGGAGGAUGUGGCCCUGAUGAAGACACCGGUCCAGCAAGCCGGAGACAGCAAGUGGGAGACCCAUUACGAGUGGCAUAUCAUCUUCCUCAUUCCGCUGAUCUAUACAGCCGGGGUGUAUGGAGGUUACCUGUUCCUGGUGUCGGCGACAUGGCAAACGAAGAUAUUUACCAUCUUCUUGUAUGUGACGUCGGCCCUGAGCGUCACAGUGGGGUCCCACAGGCUCUGGAGCCACAAGGCCUUCAAGGCUAAAUGGCCUCUUCAACUCAUCCUUAUGUUCUUCCACACUAGUGCUCUGCAAUUCUCUGUGAUAAACUGGGUGCGCGACCACCGCAUGCACCACAAGUACGUGGACACGGACGCGGACCCCCACAACGUCACACGCGGGUUUUUCUUCUCCCACGUCGGUUGGGUGAUGAUGGGUAAACACCCAGAGUACGAGCGGAAGAGCAAGGGGCUGGACAUUAGCGACGUCGAGAAUAAUCCCAUAUUGCAGUUUCAGCAAAAGUAUUACCUAAUCCUGGCCACGAUUAUUUGCUUCAUCCUCCCCACCGUUAUCCCGGUCUACUUCUGGAACGAGACCUGGAUAAACGCCAUAUUAGUGCCCGGGAUGUUCCACCGCUUCUGCGUAUACAACGCCAUUGGAUUAGUCAACUCUGCUCUCCACACAUGGGGGUACAAGCCCUACGACAAGGACAUGGCGGCUACAGAACUUAGAAUGGUCAAUUAUGUAUUACUAGGAGAAUACGCUCAUAACUACCAUCACGCUUUUCCUUGGGACUAUAGGACUUCAGAACUCAGCACUUUCACGUCGUUUAGUUUGACUACGGCGGUUAUAGAUUUCUUUGCGAAGAUCGGCUGGGCUUAUGACUUAAAGACCAUCUCUGAUGACGUCGUUCGGAAGCGUGUUAUGCGUACUGGAGAUGGCUCGCACCAAAUUUGGGGGUGGGGCGACAAGGACCAAACUAAAGAAGAGGUGAAUGCAACUGUAAGAAUACACCCUAAGCAUGAUUAA